GACGCGUAACUACAACAAUGAACAGGUGCGGUGAUCAUUGACUCUGAUCCUUUACAUGGGGAAAAGUACUGGUCUGUACUUGAGCUGUACUAUAACUGCCAGUGGAUGUUAAUAUGUAACUACAAUUUCUGGGGUUAUUGUUUCAGAGACGAAUAUUGCUGGGUCUUCUCUAGCUGAGUCGCGCGGGGGAAGGAAAGCUUGUCUGCCACCAUGGUUCUCUUCCUGAACAUCAACAUCGGCCAGCGAGUGGAGGUCUACUACAAGGGCCAGAUCUUUGCAGGGACAGUCAAAUACAAGGGAGGACUGUCCAACAUCAAGGGGGACUGGGUGGGAGUUCAUUUAGAUGAGCCUGUUGGAAAGCACAGUGGCAUCUUCAAAGGGAGGGAAUACUUCACGUGUACACCAAAGCACGGAAUAUUCAUUCAUCCGUCGAGAAUACGAUUCACUCCACUCAAAAGAAACAUAUUCGACACAUACAGGACUGUCAGUCCAGGAUCGUAUGUAGAUGAAACGUUGUUUGGAGCGAAAUCAGUUCCUAAACCAAUUGGUCUGUAUGACCCCGUAUCAGUGUCAGACACGUUUGUCAGCUUGGCAACGGCUGGAUUUAAUGAUCCCAGUGCGUCCUGGCAUGCCGGAAAGAAAUGUCUCUCAAAGUCCGAGUCCUUCAGCUGCAGCUCAAGCCCGUCCUUCAGCCACAGUCACUCCGUCGGUCGAACCCUCAAGCCUGAACGGCCCAAGUCGGCCAUGGAACUGUCGGGCGGGUCGUGGGGCAGAACCAAGGGCGGGACGGGGAGGUGCACGUCCCCACUGCGGAGGUUCUACAGUCGGGCCGACUCGCCUUUUAUCAGCCGGCCCGCUGUUCCCAAGACCCAUAUGCCAACAGAGGCCUUGCAGCUGCAAGACAUGAGGGGCUGGUCCUGUACUUCCAAGCCCCGGGAAUGGUCUCUUUGAUGAUGGUGCCAAAGUAGGAGGAUUUUUCUGGCAUUUUGGGGUGUGUGUGUGAAAAAAAAUGCAAUUUAAACAGAUUUCAAUACAAUUUUGAGGCUUGGCACGGUGGACAGAUCAAGCAGGGGACAGUGACUAAUUCUUUUGGCAUUACAUGUCAAUGUUAUUUUAUUUUGAAUCCAUUAGCUUUCACUAAAAGGAGAUACCACAUUGUGAAAACAAUAUUGUUUUUCACCUACAAGUAAAGUCAUGUUAUUUUCUUCUCCAAUCGAAAAUACCAAUAACUGUAUCCAGUCUGGUUCCCUUUCGGAAUUAACGUCUUUGUAACAUUUAAAUGCACCUUAGUAAAAGGGUAACACAUUAUUAAUGUAGCUAUUAUGCACCUUACAACAUGAGCACAUUUCUCAAAAACCAUUGUAGGCAGGAACACUAUUAUAAAAUGCAAGAAUUCCAAAUAACUAAAUUAUAUGGGGAUUUGAUUUCCUACUGAAUCAUGUAAAUUAAAAAAAAGCACACCACUUUUUGUAUUGAGAUGGUUCGCCUCAAAUUGUGUGAUCAUGAAAUGGAUAAAAGUUCUUUAAGAUAAUUUACAGGGUUAUUUUUCUAAAGCCAGCCUUGUUGUCCAAGAUUUAAGUUGUUAUAUUUUCAAUUGAAUGGAAUGACAAAUUUGGUUGAAAUUCCCUGCAAAUAUUUUCUUCAUAUAACAUAUGCAAACAUUGAGAAGAGAGCUUUUAAAAAGAAAUAACUUGGGUGAACAACAUAUGUUACACCUUUCCUAUUUUUGUUAUUUUAUUUUUAAUUUUUACAUGUUCCUGCAAAAAAAUUCUUUAUAUUAUAAAUGUUUACAGGCAAUUCUUUCUGAAAAAUUUAUUAGGUUGGGUUUUACCGAUAGUGUGCCUUUUCGGUGCUGCAUUGUUUUUUAUUUUUACAUUUGUGAGAACACUUUUGCAACAACAGGGAUUGCUAAUUUUAAAUAUUUGUAAAUGUUUUGUAGAAUAAAGGAGAAAUAAAAAUAGAAAUGGAAUGUU
Molecule: messenger RNA, 1973 nt
Organism: Patiria miniata (bat star)
Lineage: Eukaryota; Metazoa; Echinodermata; Asteroidea; Valvatida; Asterinidae
Product: dynactin subunit 1-like
Exons: 6
Coding region: 211-951 (246 amino acids)
Biological process (GO): cytoplasmic microtubule organization
Cellular component (GO): nucleus; cytoplasm; microtubule plus-end
Molecular function (GO): microtubule plus-end binding
Source: RefSeq, a predicted model, not a curated record